AUGUCCAACUCGACCGCGUCCAAUUCCACCUCGGUUGUCCCCAACCCCGUCUUCCAGAACGCGUACUACAUUGGCAACAAUAUCAACGGCAUCUUGUACGGAGUAGAGCUCGUCCUAUACUUUAUCAGCAUCCGGCAGCUGGUCGAGUCGUACAAGGCAACGAAGAAACGAGUUGAUAUCUUCUACAUGUGGUUCAGCACUGGGCUGCUGCUACUCGUUACAAUCUUCGUAGCCGUCCAAGCAGUCUUCGGCGAGGAGAUGUGGAUUGUGAACGCAGGCUUUCCAGGCGGUGAUGCCGCGUAUCUGAAGAUGUACGCUUCUGUCUGGUAUCAAACGAUGGGCACAGCUUCUACCGUCAUUCUCAACCUGCUGACCGAUGGACUCAUGAUUUGGCGUUGUUUCGUCAUCUGGAAUGAUGCCCGCAUUGUUGCUUUCCCCUGCCUUUUAUAUCUUGCUACACUUGCUAUCGGUACUACACAGCUAUAUUAUUCGGGCUUACCCAGCGGGAACUUCUUCGCGGGCCUCGCAGCAGACCUUGGUCUGGCGUACUACACGUGUUCCAUUGGACUCAAUGUCCUUGUUACAUGUUUCAUCUGCGGGCGCAUUCUCGCCUUCGCAAGACGCACCAAGAAGACCCUUGGCCGCGAAGCCAUGCGCACAUAUACUAGCACCGUCUCCAUCAUCAUCGAAUCUGCGCUGCCGUACAGUCUGUCCGGUAUCGCCUUUCUUAUAACCUAUGGGCUCAAUAGCGACAUUUCCAUCUUGUUCCUCUCCUUCUACAUUCUUUUCACGUGUCUCUCCUCUCAACUUAUCAUUCUUCGGGUCACUUUGGGACGGGCAUGGACUAGGGAAAGGGCUUCGCAGUCAGUGAGUACAUUAUCGUUCACGUUUCGCCCGACACUCUCUGUGUACACUGGCAACACCGACGCCACCGCUAUCAACCUGCGCACUAUGGCGAAGUCAAACGGCUCGGCAGUGGAAGUGGGGAAGGUGUAG
Messenger RNA from Sparassis crispa, 996 nucleotides. RefSeq lists its product as hypothetical. Lineage: Eukaryota; Fungi; Basidiomycota; Agaricomycetes; Polyporales; Sparassidaceae. The record is from RefSeq and is a predicted model, not a curated record. Bases 1 to 996 code for a protein of 331 amino acids. The transcript has 5 exons.